UUGACUCGUAGUCUUGGCGCCCUGUUUUCUGUUGCUGGUUAUUCCACAGUCGGCCUUAUCAUUUUUUUCCACGUUACCCUAUCAUGGCUCAGGUUCCACCUGCUGUUCAGGCUGGGUUGAGGGAAGCGCUUCUCGAGACGUUGACAGGGAUUCUAUCCCCUUGCCAGGAAGUGCGUGCAGCCGCGGAGGAGCAGCUGAAAGUACUUGAAGUAACAGAAGAGUUUGGAGUUCAUUUAGCAGAGCUUACGGUUGAUCCCCAUGGUGCUUUGGCCGUCCGACAGCUGGCAUCGGUGGUUUUGAAGCAGUAUGUUGAAAAUCACUGGUGCUGUCAGUCAGAGAAGUUUCGAUCUCCUGAAACCACAGAAAGAGCAAAAACGGCUAUAAGGCAGCUGCUUCCUAGGGGUCUUUGGGAAUCUAUCAGCAAGGUUCGCUCAAGUGUGGCAUAUGCAUUAUCUGCCAUUGCCCACUGGGACUGGCCUGAAGCGUGGCCCCAACUUUUCAACCUGCUCAUGGAAAUGCUAGUGAGUGGUGAUGUCAGUUCUGUACAUGGAGCUAUGAGAGUUUUGACUGAGUUCACCAGGGAGGUGACUGAUACGCAAAUGCCACUGGUAGCACCUGUUAUUCUUCCAGAGAUGUACAAGAUAUUCACAAUGGCAGAGGUUUAUGGGAUUAGAACUCGUUCUCGUGCUGUUGAAAUUUUCACCACUUGUGCACAUAUGAUUUGUUCUAUGGAUGAGGUAGAAAAGGGCGCUGCUCAUGCUCUAAUCUUACCUGUGGUACAGCAGUUCACACAAGCUUUUGUCCACGCUCUACAGAUGCCAGAUGGUACCACAUCUGACAGCGGAUUGAAAAUGGAGGUUUUAAAGGCAAUAACUGCUUUGGUGAAGAAUUUUCCUAAGCACAUGGUUACCUCAAUGCAGCAGAUAUUGCCAAUUGUGUGGAAUACACUGACUGAGAGUGCAGCUUUCUAUGUGCGUACAGAAGUAAAUGACACUGAGGAUAUUGAGGAUCCUGUGGAUUCAGAUGGAGAGGUUUUAGGCUUUGAAAACCUGGUUUUCAGUAUCUUUGAGUUCGUACACACACUUUUGGAAAACAAGUUUAAAGGGACCAUCAAGAAAGCGCUUCCUGAGCUGAUCUAUUACAUCAUCCUAUACAUGCAGAUCACAGAAGAGCAGAUUAAAAUUUGGACUGCAAAUCCUCAGCAGUUUGUGGAGGAUGAGGAUGAUGACACUUUUUCAUACACUGUCCGUAUUGCUGCCCAGGAUCUUCUUUUGGCUGUGUCAAAUGAGUUCCAAAAUGAGAGUGCAGUUGCACUUGCUGCUGCAGCAACACGACAUCUGCAGGAAGCUGAGCAGAACAAGAGCCAAGGAGGACAGCAUUGGUGGAAGAUUCAUGAAGCUUGCAUGCUGGCUUUGGGCUCAGUAAAAAUAGUUUUAACAGAGGGUGUACAAAGUGGUCGAGUUCAGUUUGAUAUGAACGGCUUCCUGACUAGUGUGAUAUUGUCUGACCUCAAUCUCUCCGUCUCUCCCUUCCUUCUAGGACGUUCCCUAUGGGCUGCAAGUAGGUUUACAGCUGCAAUGUCAACUGAACUGAUACAGCAAUUUCUACAGGCCACAGUAAGUGGUUUGCAUAACAAUCAACCACCAUCUGUACGGAUCUCUGCUGUUAGGGCCAUCUGGGGGUACUGUGAUCAACUUAAGAUCUCUGAGAGCACCCAUGUAUUACAACCAUUCUUACCUAGUAUACUAGAUGGUCUCAUAAACCUGGCAGCUCAGUUCACAUCUGAGGUGCUAAACUUGGUGAUGGAAACGCUAUGCAUUGUAUGCAGUGUGGAUUCUGUGUUUACUGCUAAUUCUGAGUCCAAAAUUUGUCCAUUCACCAUUGCAAUCUUCCUCAAGUAUAGUAAUGACCCUGAAGUGGCUUCACUGGCUCAGGACAUUUUUAAGGAACUUGCUCAAAUAGAAGCCUGCCAAAGCGCAAUGCAGAUGAGGCUCAUACCCACUUUGGUUAGCAUCAUGCAGGCACCUGCUGAUAAGAUUCCUCCUGGUCUUUGUGCUACAUCCAUCGACAUUUUAACUACAGUUGUGAGGAACACACAGCCACCACUAUCUGAACUUCUCAUAUUUCAAGCCUUUUCUGCUGUUGCUCAGUGCACUCUUCACACUGAUGAUAAUGCAACUAUGCAAAAUGGUGGGGAAUGUCUACGUGCUUACGUAUCGGUGGCACUUGAACAAGUGAUUCAGUGGCAUGAUGAGGAAGGGCAUAGUGGGCUCUGGUAUGUGAUGCAAGUGGUCAGUCAGCUUUUGGAUCCACGUACAUCUGAAUUCACUGCAGCAUAUGUUGGGCGUCUUGUGUCUACCCUCAUCUCCCGGGCUGGUCGUGAACUUGGAGAAAACUUGGACCAAAUACUAAGAGCCAUCUUAAGCAAAAUGCAACAAGCAGAAACUCUCAGUGUCAUGCAGUCUCUGAUUAUGGUGUUUGCACACCUUGCACACUCACAGUUAGAACCCCUUUUUGAGUUCCUCUGCAGUCUUCCUGGUCCAACAGGAAAACCAGCCCUUGAAUUUGUGAUGUCAGAGUGGAUGAGCCGACAACAUUUGUUCUAUGGGCAAUAUGAAGGGAAAGUCAGCUCAGUUGCUCUAUGCAAAAUUCUGCAGUAUGGCGUAUCUACGGAUGAUAAAAGACUUCAGGACAUCAAAGUUAAGGGAGAAGAAAUUUUCAAUAUGGAAGAGGGUAUACGUACCAGAUCAAAAACCUCAAAAAAUCCUGAACGCUGGACUACUAUUCCUCUACUUGUUAAGAUAUAUAAGCUGUUAAUCAGUGAACUUUCAAAUGUAAUUGAAGCCAAUUCAACCCGACAGACUGAGGAGGAAUUGAGCCAAAGUGAUGGAGAUGACCCAAAUGACAUGUAUGAGGAUGAAGGUUUGGCAGGAUGUUUACUAUCUGAUAUCCUUUCCAGCAAUAAAUAUGAUGAUGAUUACUAUGAAGAUGAUAUAGAGGAUGACCCAGAUGUUUUGAAGGAUCCUCUCUAUCUAAUUGACUUGCAGACAUACCUUACAGAUUUCUUGCGCAUGUUUGCUCAACAACCAUGCUUUUCUGGUUUCUCUGAACAUCUAAAUAGCAAUGAAAGAAGAAUUCUCCAGUCAAUUGGAAUCUGAAUAUCAGACAUUUUAUAAAUUUAAAUGACAUUCCUUAACUCCUCUAGAAAAUCGCACAGCCUGUUAAUCUGUUUUGAGGGACCCUUCUGAAGUUUUGAAGUAAUGAAAUAUUGGACUGAAUUACCCUCCUUAAUAGGGGUUGCCUUGAAUUGAUGAUAUUUUUACAAUUACCAUCUAUUUUUUUUUUUUUUUUUUACCAAAAAGGAACAGUGGAAAAAGAAAGCUGCUCUUAAUGUAAUGUGCCAUUGCAUGCAGCACUGCCUAUCAAAUGUUGGUGAAUUCCAGUGUAUAAGAGACAUGUUAAGCUGCUAUUCUAACUAGUAAUAUUUUUUUUUUUGGACUUAAAUCGCUGUGUAGGAACACACUGGCUACCAGCGUGGGACUUUCAUUUACAUGACAGCCUCUAAACAAUAUCCUGGUGCCUUGUAGGUUCAUGUAAAGUUAAUAACCCACCUAAAGGCUUUACUGCUGCCGUAUCCAUAGCCAAAGGAGGUUCAACAGCAUGAUGAGAUUUUCUAAUGUCAUUUGAAUAAUUUCUUUUUCACUGUUUAACACUGAUGAUUUUGCAGGAAGUUUAAAUAGCAAGAUUAAAAAGGUGCCAUAUCCAUUCAAAUGAAUAUUGUUUUUUCCAUUAUGAAAUUUCUUCCAGAAUGUGCUUAAAUACAAUUAAAAUAAGAUGAAGAUGUUUUUUUGAAGUGGAGGUUAGGAAAUUUAGGAUUUUACUGACUUUAUUGAAAAGCUGGUCAAUAUUAAAUGUACAAAUAAAAUAUCUGUUCUACAUUAAAAAAAAAAAAAAUGUUAGUGUCAAAAGAACUGAAAUAAGGGGCGGUCUGCAGAGGCUUAGAUACAAGGUAGAGGUAAAAGUAUUUAAAUAUAACCGUGUUGGUUAUGCAAAACUGGGGAACAAUGCAAAUUACUAUAUAAACUUAUUAACCUCUUAACAGUUUUCCCCAAUAAAGUCAAACACCUAAUUAACCUAUUAACCCCUAAACUGUCAUCCCCCAACAACGCAAACGCCUAAUUAACAUUAACCCCUAAACCACCAUCCCCAACAAUGCAAACUACCUAAUUAACCUAUUAACACCUAAUCCUCAAACCCCCCACAUUGCAAAGUAUUAACCUAAUAACUAAGCCCCCUAACCUAACACUCCCUAAGUUAACCCCAUUUAAAACACGUACAAUAAAAAAUACUAACUACAUAAAAAAUUAAUAAAAACAAUUACAAAAAAUAAAAACAAAUUACUAAAAAAAACUAACACCCAAAAUAAAAAAACUAACAUUACAUAAAAAAACAAGAUUACAAAAAUAUUUUUUUAUUCCUAAUCUAAUACCCCCUUUUUAAAAAAAAAAAAAAAAAAAACACUACCCCAAAAUAAAAAACACCCUAAUCUAUAAUUAAAUUACCAAUUGCCCUUAAAAGGGCAUUUUGUAGGGCAUUGCCUUUAAGUUUAAAAGCUCUUUCGUUGAAAAAAUACAAAGUACCCCGUUAACAGCCUGUUAAUCUGUUUCAUGAGAGACCCUUCUGAAGUUUUGAAGUAAUGACAUUUUAGGCUGAAUUACCUUCCUUAAUAGGGGUGUAGAUGUAUUGCUGAGUGGCAUUGUAUACACUACAUAUGUAUCAAUUAAUUUAAUAAUUCAGUUGAGCUAAUAUCUACUUGAUUUGGCUAUAGCCACAGCAGAAAUUGUAAAAGACCUCAAAUCAAAUGUUUCAGCAUAGACCCCUUUCCCCACUCACUAUGCAGAUUACACUGAUGUAUAUCUAAAUAACUCAAUUAAAAUAAUUUCCCUGACAUGGUACCUAGAUCAGGAUGCUACCUGGGGUGAGAGAGACGCUGAGUCUGUACUUUAGUGGGGAUAUGCUCAGAAUCCCAGGAUGUGGUAAGUUAACAGAUACAUGUGAUAAUCAGGAUAAUGAUUCACUAGGUCUUCUUUUGAAGGUCCAAUCCACAUAUAUAUGUCUGGGAACAUUUGCUAGCUCAAUAUGACAUGGGAAGCUAAAUCUCAAAUAAAUGAUUUGUGCCUAAUCUUCAUAAUUUAAAAUACUGAGAUUGUAUUAAAAAUACCUAUAUAUAUGUGUUGAGCUGAAAAUUAUAUUGGAUAACUGUCUGCUGUAUGGAAUAGUUAGCUACAUUGGUGAAUUUAAAAUGUUUAACCAACCUACUUCAGAAUAAAUAACAUCUUCCUUGUUUUUCAGACAUCUGAUAAA
Molecule: messenger RNA, 5364 nt
Organism: Bombina bombina (fire-bellied toad)
Lineage: Eukaryota; Metazoa; Chordata; Amphibia; Anura; Bombinatoridae
Gene: IPO9
Product: importin 9
Exons: 1
Coding region: 84-3158 (1024 amino acids)
Biological process (GO): protein import into nucleus
Cellular component (GO): nuclear envelope; cytosol
Molecular function (GO): small GTPase binding
Source: RefSeq, a predicted model, not a curated record